Cinclus cinclus is the source of this 1499-nucleotide messenger RNA. It is a transcript of the gene EFNB2, whose product is annotated as ephrin B2. NCBI's taxonomy places the organism in Eukaryota, Metazoa, Chordata, Aves, Passeriformes, Cinclidae. Gene Ontology annotation, cellular component: plasma membrane. Gene Ontology annotation, molecular function: ephrin receptor binding. The record is from RefSeq and is a predicted model, not a curated record. Bases 498 to 1499 code for a protein of 333 amino acids. The transcript is spliced from 5 exons. Gene Ontology annotation, biological process: blood vessel morphogenesis; ephrin receptor signaling pathway; axon guidance.
UUUUUUACCUUUUUAAAUUGAUUUUUUGUUUUACUAAUUUUCACGCGGGCCUUAGACACUGUGAACGCGUAUGGCGCUCUGGAUCCAAAUGGGAGUUGGCAGUUUGAGUGGCAUCUUCCAAGGCAGCCGGGAGACCCCCACUAAGAGGAAGGACUGAGGCGUUUUGCGUUUCUUUUUACUAUUGCUGUUACUUCGGAGAUAGCUUGGAUCUGACCUCACAGGAGAUAUUCCUACAUGCGAGUGGCAUACAUGACUCAGUAGAUCUGCUUGCAGCUCUCGCCAAGUGCAUCGUCGACUCUUACUGUGUGUUUGUUUUUUGGUUUUUUUUUUUGUUGUUGUUGUUUUUUUUUUUUAUGUUUUAAAUUUUUUUUUCCCUGUCAAUCUUCCCGGCUGUUGGGAUACCGGGCACCCACCCUGCUGUUGCUGCUCAGGUGCGUGGGAAGGCGCACGGCGGAGUUGGCGAGGCUCCGGGGAGGGACUCGGUGCCGCCUGCGACCAUGGCAGCGCGGAGGCGAGAUGCCUCCGCCUGGAAGUACUGCUGGGGAGCCGUGAUGGUUUUAUGCAGAACUGCACUGGCGCGGUCCAUCGUUUUAGACCCCAUAUAUUGGAAUUCCUCUAACCCCAAAUUCCUUCCUGGACAAGGAUUGGUACUAUAUCCACAGAUAGGAGACAAACUGGAUAUUAUAUGCCCAAAGGUGGACUCUAAAACUGUUGGCCAGUAUGAAUAUUAUAAGGUCUACAUGGUUGAUAAAGACCAAGCAGAUAGCUGUGCUAUUAAAAAGGACAAUACACCUCUGCUUAACUGUGCCAAGCCAGAUCAAGAUGUUAAGUUUACCAUCAAGUUUCAAGAGUUCAGUCCUAAUCUCUGGGGCCUGGAAUUUCAGAAGAACAAAGAUUAUUACGUCAUAUCAACAUCAAAUGGGUCUUUGGAGGGCCUGGAUAACCAGGAGGGAGGGGUGUGCCAGACAAAAACCAUGAAGAUCCUCAUGAAAGUUGGACAAGAUCCCAACUCGGCAGGGCAGCCCCGGCACACGGAUCCCACCAAGCGCCCCGAGCAGGAAGCUGGCACCAACGGGAAGAGUUCCACCACCAGCCCCUUUGUGAAGGACCACUCAGGAUCUAGCACAGAUGGCAGUAAGGCUGGGCAUUCCAGUAUACUGGGUUCAGAGGUGGCCUUAUUUGCAGGGAUUGCAUCAGGGUGCAUCAUUUUCAUCGUCAUCAUCAUCACUUUGGUGGUUCUUUUGUUGAAGUACCGGAGAAGACACAGGAAGCAUUCCCCGCAACACACGACAACUCUAUCACUUAGUACGUUAGCCACCCCAAAACGCAGUGGCAACAACAAUGGUUCUGAGCCCAGUGACAUUAUCAUUCCUCUAAGGACUGCAGACAGUGUCUUUUGCCCCCACUAUGAAAAGGUCAGCGGCGACUAUGGACAUCCGGUGUACAUAGUUCAAGAGAUGCCUCCUCAGAGUCCAGCAAACAUUUAUUACAAGGUCUGA